Messenger RNA from Plodia interpunctella (Indianmeal moth), 9854 nucleotides. RefSeq names its product unconventional myosin-IXa-like. Gene Ontology annotation, molecular function: GTPase activator activity; ATP binding; actin filament binding. The transcript has 36 exons. Gene Ontology annotation, biological process: intracellular signal transduction. The record is from RefSeq and is a predicted model, not a curated record. NCBI's taxonomy places the organism in Eukaryota, Metazoa, Arthropoda, Insecta, Lepidoptera, Pyralidae. The coding region runs from base 503 to 6595 and encodes 2030 amino acids. Gene Ontology annotation, cellular component: actin filament; myosin complex.
UCAAUUCGACACAAAUAAAAAUGGUGGUUCAAUAGAUUAGAUUUCUCUGAACAUAAUUGUUACUUGCAAUACGUUACAUACAUUUUUUAAACAGUUUAAAAGUACCAAACAACGUUUAUUUUAUGUGUAAUAAUGUAAAUAAAUAAUUGUCGCAAUUAAACAGUGCGAGAACGAAAGCAGAGUUUGACAAAUAACAGGUUGUUGGAGACACCGAUUUCGCUUCAGUUUUAUGUGUAAAGUGUUGUUUUUUACUUUUAUAAGUGGUUUUCGAGUGGCAAUUUUCUUAUGUUUCAUAAAGUGGACAUUUAGAAUUCGUUUCAAUAAAGCAAUAAACAAAGAAAUCCGUAGAAACGCUCUUACAGAUGACGAUAACCAUAUAAAAAUAGAAAUCCAUAAUGUCUAGAUGUUCACAAAAAAAUGUGAGAUGUCUGGUCAGUGGCAUUCGAGCAGAGAAGAUUUCUGGAGAUUGAUUUACACAGUACAGGUUGUACAAUGACACAGGAUGGCUGAGAACUAUAGAUACAUAGUGCAGGUGUUUGUUGGAGCACUCUCGGCACAAUAUGAGGCACUGUCAGUGGAAGCCUCCAAACAAACAAGCUCCGAAGAGAUAGUGUGCUGCAUUGCAGAUAAACUAAACCUAAAUAAUGGCUCAGGAGGACCAUAUGAGCUGGCAGAGGUUGUGGGUGAUGUAGUCAGCGGCGAGUGCAAGGAGAGGCGGCUUGCACCUGAUGAAUCUCCCGUUGGUGUCAUGUUACUGUGGCCUAACAACAACUCCGAGCAAUACUAUAGGUUCUAUUUGCGCGAGAAAAUACCGGACGAGCCAUGGAUGGAAAAUUUCUCAGUGGAUCCGCAGCUGAUAAAGGAUUACUUCCAGAGGUUCCUCUACCAGCCGAAGGACCGCGAGUAUCCUGACCUCUGCCAGUUGCCGGAGCUCAAUGAACAGACUCUGCUGAAUAACCUGAGGGCGAGGUUUGCGGCUGGCUAUAUCUACACAUACGUCGGCUCCAUCCUUAUAGCCCUUAACCCGUUCAAGUUCUACCCCAUCUACAACCCCAAAUAUGUCAAGCUGUAUCAGAACAAGAGAAUAGGAUCAACCCUCCCUCCACAUAUAUUUGCAGUAGCAGAUGCAGCAUACCAUUCUAUGCUGCGCGAGCGAACAAAUCAAUGUAUAGUGAUUAGUGGUGAAAGUGGUUCCGGAAAAACAGAGAGCACCAAUUUCCUAUUGCAUCACUUAACAGCUCUCAGUCAGAAAGGAUCACACGGGAGUGGAGUUGAACAGACAAUAUUGAGUGCUGGUCCCGUCCUAGAAGCAUUUGGUAAUGCAAAGACUGCCCACAAUAAUAAUUCCAGUAGGUUCGGCAAAUUCAUACAAGUAAAUUAUAAGGAAAAUGGAAUGGUCCAUGGUGCUGUAGUACAGAAAUAUCUUUUGGAAAAAUCGAGAAUUUGCAGCCAAGGUCGGAACGAGAGAAACUAUCACGUGUUCUAUUAUUUGUUGGCUGGUGCAUCAGAGCAGGAGAAAGAACAGUUGCAUUUGCUUAGUGUGGACAAAUACAACUACUUGUCGCGGACUGGUUGCAGUGUGGUUCCGGGUGUGGACGAGCAGUAUGAGUUCUCGAGGCUGAAGCAAUCUAUGGACAUGGUGGGAUUCACCAUGGACAAACGCCGCAGACUUUUUGCAGUGUUAUCAGCUGUUUUAUUAUUGGGCAACGUGGAGUUCCAGCCAAGAAAGUCUUACCAUCACGACGAGGCAGUGGGCGUGAGGAACCCUGAAGUGGUCUCCCUGAUAUCCUCGCUGCUGCACGUCAAACAGGAGACUCUGUUGGCGGCACUCACGUCUAAACGCGCUAGGGCUUCGGGGGAGACCCUGGUUAUCAACUACAGAUUACCAGAAGCAAUAGCGACUAGAGACGCCAUGGCUAAAUGCCUAUAUGGUGCACUAUUCGACUGGAUCGUAAUGCAGGUGAACCAUGCACUGUUGUCUAAAAAGGACACGCUGCGGGAGCAUCAAGGACACAGCAUUGGUGUUUUAGACAUAUUCGGCUUCGAGGACUUCGGGCCGUCGAACAGCUUCGAGCAGCUCUGCAUCAACUACGCAAACGAGCACCUGCAGUAUUACUUCAACCAGCACGUGUUCAAGUACGAACAAGAAGAGUACAGACGCGAGGGAAUCCGAUGGACGGAUAUAGGGUUUUCGGAUAAUACGCAGUGUUUGCAGCUUAUCGAGGGCAAGCCUAGUGGGCUGCUGUGCUUGUUGGACGAUCAAUGCAAUUUCCCCUGGGCGACGAACGAAACCCUACUCCAGAAAUUCAACUCUGUGCAUGAGGACAACCAGUUCUAUGAGAAACCACAGCGCAGGGAGCCCGCCUUCGUCGUCAAGCACUAUGCUGGCAGGGUCAAAUACCAGGUGACAGCGAUGAGGGAAAAAAAUUUAGAUCUGAUGCGGCAAGAUAUAGUGAGCGUGUUGAAGAAUUCUUCGCUGGCGUUCGUGCGAGAGUUGGUCGGCGUCGACCCCGUCGCGGUCUUCCGGUGGGCCAUCGUGCGGGCAUUCUUUAGGGGAUAUUUCGCAUUCCACGAAGCAGGCAGAAAGCAUAGAGUCCACAGAACGGACGGAGCUUUGAGAGUGUCUCGCGCCUCUAUUCACGCGCCUAAUGACAGCAUAAUCAGCCAACUGGUGACAGUAUCGUCAAUCAAUCUCGCAAUCAACCGCAUUGCAACGCCCAAUAGAACGCCGGCAAAGGUCGGGCUGAAUCGCGCGGAGGUUAAGCAGCGAGUGGAUAGCGCGCGCGCCGAUGGGAAGACAAAGAAUUAUAGGAUAGCGGAGACGCGCACGCGCAGGGUGGAGCGGGAGUUCGACGACGCGGACGUCAUGCAGCGCGCCAGCCAGAUCGUUAUGAAGAACAAGUCGUUCAGGCCCCGCGAGCGGGCCAAGAAGGGGCUGAAGAACCUGCAAAGCGUAAAGACCUUGGCGGGGCGCACCGCCGCGCCCACGGGCAAGCGGAAACAGCCGCUCACUGUCGCUGCGCAAUUUCAGCAUUCCUUGGCGGCACUUAUGGAAACGCUCAACCAAGCUAACCCGUUUUUUAUAAGAUGUAUAAAAUCGAACAGCGAUAAGAUACCGAACGUGUUCGACGAAGAGACCGUCCAGCGUCAGUUGCGGUACACCGGCAUGCUGGAGACGGUGCGCAUCCGGCAGGCCGGCUACAACGUGCGGCUCACGUACGAGGAGUUCAUACAGCUGUACCGCAUCCUGCUGCCCAAGGGGCUGCUCAGCUCGCAGGCCGACGUCAGGCAUUUCUUGGCCACCUUGAAUUUGGACAGGGAUAACUAUCAAUUAGGUGCGACAAAGAUCUUCAUGCGCGAAAGCGAGCAGACCAAACUGGAAUACCGGCUUCACCAGCAGAUUAUGGCGUCGAUCAUCGCCAUCCAGCGCUGGUUCCGCGCCGUGCUCGAGCGGCGCCGCUUUCUGGCGUUGCGGCGCGCCUCUCGCGUCUUACAGGGUUAUUGCAGACAAUGGCUGGUGGCUCGCGUGGAAGCGGCUACGAAAGUUCAAGCGUGGUUUCGCGGCAAUCGCGUGCGCAGAUGGUACUUGAAGCUAAAGAAAGGCAUUGUGGGCUUCCAAGCCGCCGCCAAAGGCUAUUUACUCCGAAAAACUUUACCUGCCCUUCGGAGACCGCGCAGAAUACUCGACAAAAACGACCAUGACAAUAAGGCGGGCGACGAGCACGAAGACGAUACCAACCGCGCGCCAAGCCUCGAAGAGCUCAAGAACAUUAUAGAUACGCAACUGGAUAUGCUCAUCAACCGAGGAGUGGAGAACAUGAGACAGUUGAGAGCUACACAAUCAUUACCCAUAGCCAGUUUGGAAAAGAAGCGAGACACAUUUGUUCCUCCUGCAGCGGCGUUCGAAAACAAAAACGUAACCAACGCACAGGUCACAGAUAUCACGGCCGUUAACAAAAGUAAAAUCCAAAAAGAGGAAAGAAAGAAGAAAAAAGAAGUGAAAUCUUUCUUAGACAUCGGGCGAUGGAACGCUGAAGGCGUGGCCGUCCCCAACAAGAUCACUCCUGCCGACCUCGCGGAUGAGCUGCUGUGGCUGCGGUUGGACCAGAACAUAUUGGCCAGCAAGACGAAAACAAAUGACAAGAAUAUCGAAUUAGUAGAUGUAACGGAAAGGAUAAAUAACUGUAGUUCGGGAGACAGCUCGGACACAAAUAAAAGUACAGGGUCAAGACGCAGCUCGCCGCAGGUGUACCAGCGCAGCCUGUCCAGCACCACGCUGCAGCCGCCCGCGCUGCUCAGUCUGCCGCCCGUGCGCCGCGACCCCCGACCCGACCACAAGGCACAACCAGUGGUGUCGACGGGCGUGCGCCUGCGGCCAGCGGAGACGUGUCCGCCGCCCGCGCCGCCCGCGCGCGCCUCGCGCCGCCCGCCGCGCCUCGCUCUGGACGCUCUGGACGCUCUGGACGCUGCCGUGUCUGUGGCCGACCAUAGAGACGGCAAGAGACACCCUGCUAGAACAUCAUCAGAGUUGAUGGCGCCACUACUAGAAACGUCAUCUGUAUCGGCGCCGAUAUCGGACGCGGCGUGCGGCGCGGGGCUGCAGCGGUCGGGUAGGGGCCCGGCGCCGGCGCUGCGCCGCCGCAACUCCGACCCCGCGCCCGCCCCCGCCGAGCCCCGCGCGCCCGACCCCAGGUCCACUGACUUCAUCGGGACCACUACUAAUGGACUCUUCCGUAUCGCUGGACACAGGUUUCGCAAAGGCACGCGGUUCUCUAAAGACGACAAAUGCGUGUACUGCCACGAGGCGAUCGACGCCUUCAUCACACAAGGGCAGCGCUGCAUCGACUGCAAACAGUUAUACCACACCAAGUGCAUUCAGAACAAGGGCGUCAUCACCAUGCCUUGCACCAGUCCGGUCGUGGCCAACGCCAAGACUCGCCCGAGGAACAGGAAGAGGAUUAUCAUGAAGGAGCCCUAUAACAUGCUGGGGGAUCAGGCCAAAGGUUCAGUAACGUCGAACUUCAACCUAACCGGCACCUCGGAGUUCAUGGACCGCACGGACAAAAUCAUAUCGGACGCGACUGAGCUGCAGGCGAUGCAGAACUUUAUCACUAAGAAGAUCUAUCAGAUGGGGCUGUCUGAUAACGAGAAACAGUCCGAGGUCGACAGGGUAUUCAAGCACGCACUAAGCGAGUUCAAAGACAACCUCGUGGCUACAUACAGCGUGGUCGAAACAAGGGGCUCUGCGCUCAAAUACAAAGACCUUAUCGGCAACUUCCUUCACGUGAUGGAAACUGUUUGCGCUCGUGAGGGAUCCACGCUGUCUAUCACGAUGGGGGUCAAUGCCUUUAGGGGCUUUAUGGACGAGUUCAUGAGCCAGCAUGAGACCGAUAAAGCUAGAACGAAGAGGAAAAAAGACAAAAAGAGAAAGGUGGACGACCCCAUACAAUACAAGGGCCAUAUAUUCAUCCUAUCGAUGAUCAACAUCCCGACGGAGUGUGAGAUCUGCAAGACAUUCUUCAUGUGGCCGAUAGAGCGAUCGCUCAUCUGCCAGUGCUGCAAACUGGCCUCGCACAAGAAGUGCUACAUGAAGGUGAACACGCAAUGUCGGAAGGACUCUGCAGCGAUAGUUGGCGUUCUCGACGUGAGCGGGCGGGAGCAGUACGGGGUCGUCACCAGAGGACUGGUGUUCGGUGUGCCGCUGUGCGAGUUGCCGACCGGCGACAGCAACAUUCCCAUAGUGGUGGACAGACUCAUCACCACCAUUGAGAUGACGGGCCUCUACAACGAGGGGCUCUACCGAAAAAGUGGACUCAGUUCAAAGGUUCGCGAACUCCGACGUCUACUAGACGAGCGGCCGGAAGAGGGCGUGGAGCGGUUAGACACGUACGCGGUCCACGUGCGGGCGUCGGUACUGAAGGGCUUCUUCAGGGACUUGCCUGAGCCCUUGCUCACCUUUGACCUUUACGACGACUUCAUCCUCGCCGCCGACAUCACUGAUCCACAGGAAAGGGUAUCAAGCAUAUUCACGAUACUAAAAAAGCUGCCGAAGCCGAACUUUGAUUUGGUAGAGAGGUUGAUAUUCCACCUGGCCAGAGUAGCACUACGAGAAAGUCACAAUAGGAUGGGUCCGAACGCGCUGGCGAUCGUGUUCGCGCCCUGCAUCCUGCGCACGCGCAAGGUGCAGCCGGCGCAGGACUCGCUGCACGACAUCAACAAGCAGACCACCUGUCUCGAGACCAUUCUGCAGGACAAGAUGCGCACUGUGCGCGGAAUGCUGGCGGACAUCGCAACGCUGGAGGACGCGUACUACACCGCCACAGACAGACUGAGCACGCAGCGCUCCACCUCCGCCUCCUCGCGGCCCGACGACCAGAUCCUGGUGGGCCACAUCCACGAGAUACAGAAGGAGAAGGCCAUCCUCACCUCGCAUCUGCCCACGCUCAUCAGGGCGACGUCGGACGACGACCUGCUGUCGACGACGGACCACGACGGCGAGUUCGGCAGCUCCGACGACCUCAGCACCGCCGCCUCGCUGCGCUCCCAGCGGCUGCUGCACCGCCAGCUGUCCUCCGACGACCCCAUCAUGGUCUAGUCUGGGUAACGGCAGCCAUACAACUGGUGCCAGUGAUCAGGGUUGUCACUAAAUUCGAAAAAUGUGAUACUUCGUUAUUAUUGUCCAAGCCCUUGAUUUCGCUCUCGUUGCGUUAUAUGAGGCAAUGAGAGCUGGUAGGCGCUCUCAAUUUUUUUCCUGUACUUUUCACCUCACGGAGGCGUUUGAAAUUCGAAACUUCACAAACAUUUAGGUGGGAAAAUCAUAAAAGCAUUGAUCUUUUUUUUAUUUUUACAAAACAAGAAAGAGAAACGCGUAUUAGAAAAAUACAAGAAGAAACAGGACAGAUGGUGUAUACUCAAAUAUUUAAUUACUUCGAUCUAUAUUAUAGUAUAUAUAUUCUUACGAAACCAGUUCUUUUGACGUCAUUUUAAAGAGUGAUUGUAUUGUCUGAAAAUUUUCUCAAGAAGUGGAUGAGGAUUAGUUGCAAUACAUUCCCAAAGAUAAAUGAGAUUAUUGAAUAAAAAUCUUUAUCUAAAUGUUAUUAUGAUUGCCAAGAUAAGUAUAACAAACCAAAUUAAUCUGGUUGCUGUGUAAAAAUGUUGUAUUUGAGAUUAUAAUCAGGUGGAAAACACAUUAAAAAAAUUAAAGCAUGUGACGUGCGAGCAUCCCUUUGUAAUUUAUUUUUUCUUUUAUGUAUUGGGAUGGACGUGUAAUGUGACUUGAUCUUAGUUUUAUUACAUACCACAAAAUUACUGUUUCAAAACUUCUUGCCAUUUGUGCUAGAGACAUUUAGAAUCGAAUUAGUAAUAAACUGGUAUUUUUGGCCAAUGUAAGAGCGAUGUAUGUUGUUAUGAGGCAUAGAUCUAUUAGUGUAGAGCGACGACCUCAGGUCGCCGCCGAGCCAUGGAUAACUUGUACUUAACUUUUAGCGAUGAGCUUAUUGCGUAGAGUACUGAGUACGCCCCAACCGGUACCUUCGACCGCGUCUGUGACCUCUACACAGACGCGAAUAUAUAUUUCUUAUUCGUAUGUUAAUAUAUAAUAAAAAAUCAUCUACCCACUGACAUACUAUUUUAUGAUAUAUUUUCAUUGUAAAUAUGUAAAUCUUAAAUGUUUUAAUUGUAGUAUAUUUUUUCUACUGAAUUAGUUUCAUCAAAUUAUAUUCUUACUGCUAACAUUAUUUAAUUUUUCUUUUAACUACGCCAAAUUUAGAAUUAGUGUCAAAUUGUGAUUAUAUUGGUCUGUUUACCUAAUAAAUAAUUGGUAUAUUUAAGUGUCCUAAAAAUUUCGUUUAGAGAUGCAAAUCAAAGAUCAAAUUACAGAUAAAAGGCCAAAUUAGAACAUUCUGAAAAUAAGAUUUGUUGUAACAGAUAAUUAUAAUAUCCAUUUCGGAAAUUUUAUUUUUUGUUUUUGAAGUGUAAUAAAUCAGUAGAAGCUAUCAUAAUUUUACAAUACUUGAAGAAUCUUUUCCGCCAUGUCGUUGCUUCCACUGUGAAAAGAGUCCUUUCUAAUGUGACAUUACAUUUCUCAUCAAACUUGUUCAGUUUUCCUAGCACCCUACCUGUCACAAUUUUAGUUAUUUCUAGUGAUAAAGUUUACUUCCCUCAAAUGAUGUUUGUCUAAUAGAUGUGAACUACAUAAAUUAAACCAUUUUGAAUAAUAUAAUUUGAAGUUGUCUAAAUAUUAAUAGUAUUCUUCAACAUAAUAAAAAGUCAAUUUUUAGUUCACCAAUAUUCCCGUUACAUUAACUUCAUAUGAUUCACUAUUUUUGUAUUCCAAAAGACUGUCUACUGUUAAGCUAUUGAAUUUAUCUUUAUAUAAGUCACAAAUGUUUUUACCUGCUCUAUAUUAGUUUGUAACUAUUCAAACAACGAAUUAUCUCUGUGAAAUCAAUUUAUGAUUUGAACUUGUUACUAAGAACGCUUGUAUGAGAUAUUUAUAGCUCAAUUUUUGUAAGUUAACUAUGUAGGUUUAAUUUUAUUUCAGCAAUAUAUGUUUUUGUUUUUUAUAUUGGUUAGUAUGUUUAUUAUAAUUCAUUGACACUUCCUUGACCACAAGCCACCACUUCUUUUUAAUAUUUAUUUUAAUUCAAACUUGAGUUUAUAAUUGGUAAAAUUUCCUUUUAGAUGUGCCUAUAUGUUGUUAUAUCGUGUACAUACAAUCCCGUUAUCCUGUUCGCUGGGGUUGUGCCGCAGUAAUCUACUGUAUUUCUGUGCCUUCGACUAGUUUGCUUUCAGCAGUCCAUGUCUACGAAUGUUCAACUGUUUCUCGACUGUUGUUGUUUACAUAAUUAUAGUGUUCUUAUAAUAAUCUCGUACUGUUAACGCGUACUCCGCUUGAAACAUUAUUUUACGUAGUUAUAAAAUUAGUUACUUAAAUACAGGUCUAGUAUCACUAAUUCGAAGGCUCCAUGUUAACAAGUUUCUAUAAGUUAUUAAGUAAAUUGAAUGUGCAAUGUGGCUACAUGUAGCACUAAACACUAGAAGUGUAUGUAGAUAGUGUCGUUCCACGUGAGAAUUAUGUAAAUAUUACUAGUUAAAAUUAGGAAGGUACUAUUUUAAAUUCUUUUUGUAAUUUUUAAUUUAUCAAAGUGCCUAUUUAGACAUCUGUUAUAAUUUCUUGUAAAUUUGAUUUAAUUCACACUAGGUGCCUAUGUAUUUGGACUAUUAAAAUUUUAUCAAAGUUUGUUUUUAUUUGAUAUGCAUAAAAUGUUUUUUACAAGCCCAGAUCUGUUAUCAUAAUAAUGUUGAUUUUUGCAAGGAUGUUGGCAAAAUCGAUUUAUAUGACAAUUCUUAAUAUUAAAGUUAUUACUGAAUAUUUUUUUAAAGGCACUUUACAUUUACAUAGUUGAAACUUUUAGCUUGGUGUCAACUUUCCAACAGCCACAAAAGGAUUACAAAACUACAUUUUGUAUUUAUCUUUUUAAUAGAUAUUUCAAAUUUCUGUAGGUUACCAUGAUUUUAUGGUAGUGCAUGACAAGGUUAUAAAUAUAGAACUGAUGUUGUGGAAGUUUUACUUGAUAUUAUUCGAUAUUUCUAUAGACAUGCUUACUGUGUUUACUGAAUCUAUUCUAUAGUUGUAUUUAUCCUAAGGACCAAUACUAUGCUGUUUACAAAUUGACAUUUUAUAUUCCUGUAUGUUAUUUGACUGUGACGUUAAAUUAAUGAUCUUGUAUUAUAUGACAUGUAUAUUGUUCGUAUUAUUUUUAGGACCCUAUUAUAUCAUUACAAUGAAAUGUAACCAAAACAUUCUACUGUAUACAGAAAUAUAAAAGAAAAAUAAAUAAUUGCUGUGUAAA